Bipolaris zeicola 26-R-13 is the source of this 2166-nucleotide messenger RNA. RefSeq lists its product as uncharacterized. The record is from RefSeq and is a predicted model, not a curated record. Gene Ontology annotation, biological process: proteolysis. NCBI's taxonomy places the organism in Eukaryota, Fungi, Ascomycota, Dothideomycetes, Pleosporales, Pleosporaceae. Gene Ontology annotation, molecular function: serine-type endopeptidase activity. Bases 1 to 2166 code for a protein of 721 amino acids. The transcript is spliced from 2 exons.
AUGGCUCGUUACCUCAGUGUUGCCGCAGCAUUGGCUGCUACUGGCGCGUGUGCGUUCACACCCGAGUUGCUUCUUAGCACCGUACGUCGCGCUGCCGCCGAUCCCAGUCCAGAUGGCUCAGUCGCCCUGUUCUCGUACACGCAGUACUCAUUCGAGAAGCAUGCGCGCACGGCUGGCAUGAACCUCAUUGAUCUCAAGACCGGUGAGGUCACCAAGUCGGGCCUCGACCCCAGCGAGGUCAACGAAGUGGCCUGGAUUCCUGGUACCGAGACUGGCAUAAUCUACAUCAAUGGCACCAACGAGGAAAUCCCAGGUGGUGUCACCCUGUGGAUUGGUGAUAUCAAGGACCCAAGCGCCAGCACUCUUGUUGCUUCUCUGGAUGCACCAUACUCUGGCUUGAAGGUCGCCAACACCUCUACUGGUGACUUGCACUUCUUGGUCAACAGCUUGGCCUACCCCAAUGGCACUGCAGUCAACCCCGAGACCGAAGUCAAGCCAAUCUCAACUGCCCGUUACUACUCGGAUAUCUAUGUCCGCCACUGGGAUACCUGGCUAACCAAGAACCGCUACCAGCUCUUUGCUGGUACCCUUUCCAAGAACAGCAGCUAUGCUCUCUCUGGCGCUGGCGUGCGCAACGUCCAAAGUGGUAUUAGCUUCACCACUACUCAGCCUGAAACUCCCGUUCAGCCUUUCGGUGAUUCGAGCGACUAUGACAUCAGCCCCGAUGGCUCCAUGUAUGCUUUCGUUAGCAAGGCUCCUCAGCUUAACAAGGCCAACUACACCGCAUCCUACCUAUACGUCGGUGCCUUUGCCUCCAACGAGGCUCCCGUUGCUCUCAACGGCCCUAACUCUGAGGCCUUCAAGGCUGGACACCAGGGUGCUUCUGGUCUGCCAUCCUUCUCCGGUGACAGCUGCAAGCUUGCAUACGUCCAGCAAGACGAGGACUACUAUGAGUCGGACAGGUUCAAGCUGUACACCUACGACGUUGCUGUCGAGGGCCAAGGCGUGGCUGCUAGCAACUGGAAGAGCCUGAGUGAGGGCUUUGACCGCUGGGUGCAGGGACCCAUUACGUGGGCCCACGACGACUCUUCCAUCUACGUCACUGCUGAUGACUAUGCCCGCGUCAAGAUCUUCAACUUCCCAAUCACCGCAGAUGAGAAGUUUGUUCCCGAGCCACUGACAGGAAACACUUCCGUUUCCGCAUUUGCUCUGCUUCCCGACGGUUCACUGUUCGUUGCCGCCACCGCUAUCUGGACUCCCAGCGAAUGGUACAUCCUCGCCGACGGCAACAAGAAGACGCUUCUCGACGCUUCCCAGGUCGACCCCAACCUGGCAGGUCUCAGCUCCAAGACUGUCUCCGAGAUUUUCUUCAACGGCUCCAACCCCGAGCUCAAGCAGCAACUCCAGGCUUACGUUGUCAAGCCCACCUUCUACCAGGAGAACGUUACUUACCCCCUCGCUUUCCUGAUCCACGGCGGCCCUCAGGGCAACUGGGGCAACAGCUGGUCAAACCGCUGGAACCCACAAGUCUGGGCCGACCAAGGCUAUAUCGUCGUCGCACCUAACCCAACUGGCUCUACAAGUUUCGGACAGUACCUGAUCGACUCUAUCCAGGGCGAGUGGGGCAGCUGGCCAUAUGAAGACCUGGUCAAUGCCUGGAACUACAUCAACUCCACCAUGACCUGGAUCGACACCAAGAACGGUAUCGCCGCCGGUGCCUCGUACGGUGGAUACAUGACCAACUGGAUCCAGUCCAACGACCUCGGCAACGAGUUCAAGGCCCUCGUCACCCACGACGGUAUCUCCAACACCGAGGGCGCCUGGGCCUCUGAGGAGCUCUGGUUCAUCCGCCACGAUUACGCCGGCAACAUCUGGGACUCACCCGCCUACCGUCAGUGGAACCCCCAGAACCACAUUGCCAACUGGUCCACUCCCCAGUUCGUCAUCCACAACACGCUCGACUACCGUCUCCCCGAGAGCGACGGCAUCAGCCUGUUCAACAUCCUCCAGGCACGCGGCAUCCCCAGUCGCUUCCUCAACUUCCCUGAUGAGAACCACUGGGUCCUCAAGCAGGAGAACAGCUUGGUUUGGCACACUGAGAUUUUCAACUGGAUCAACCACUGGUCCAAGGGUGAGCCUUUGAGCACUACCCCCAUUGGCAACUAA